Messenger RNA from Ipomoea triloba (trilobed morning glory), 690 nucleotides. RefSeq lists its product as uncharacterized. NCBI's taxonomy places the organism in Eukaryota, Viridiplantae, Streptophyta, Magnoliopsida, Solanales, Convolvulaceae. The coding region runs from base 1 to 690 and encodes 229 amino acids. The transcript is spliced from 3 exons. The record is from RefSeq and is a predicted model, not a curated record.
AUGACUGAUAUAUUAAAACGUGCUGGUAUGUCUGAGUGCAAGCCUUUGGCUACUCCUAUCUCUACUGCGAAGGUGUCUACCUCUGUCUUCAAUGCAGAUCCCUAUGAUGACCUAACUCAAUUUAGAAGUCUGGCUGGUGCUCUUCAAUAUCUCACGGUCACUCGUCCUAAUCUAUCCUUUACAGUCAACCAGCUCUGCCAGAAUAUGCAUGCCCCUGCGAUAUCACAACUGGAGCAGUUGAAACGAGGAGCUGCAUGCCUUUUUGACUCUGAUUGGGCUGGAUGUCCGGAUGACUGGAAGUCUACUAGUGGCUAUGUUGUGUUCUUGGGCACUAAUCUUAUAUCAUGGGUCUGCAAAAAGCAAAGAACAGUGGCCAGAUCCUCUACGGAGGCAGAAUACAAAGCUCUAGCAGAUGUCUGUGCUGAAGUCACUUGGAUUAUAUCUCUCUUGCGUGAAAUUAACAUUUCUGAUGUUCCUGUACCAAGUUGUGGUGUGACAACCUUGCAUGUUGAGAUUGAUUAUCACUUUGUCAGGGAUAAAGUUGCUACUGGUGCAAUUCAAGUCAAUUUUAUUUCACCAAAGGAUCAACUUGCGGAUGUUUUUACAAAAGCUCUUCCAGGUCCUCGAUUUUCUUUCUUAGAGACAAGCUACAGGUUUCCAGUUUACCCUGAGCUUGAGGGGGAGUAUUAG